AUGGCUCAUGCGGAGAAGCCGCAUAUACCUCCGCCAAGACCUAUGAAGAGUCUGACGUCGCACUGGAGAAGAUUGGCAGCAGACACACUACAGUGGAUAUCUUGCUAUGAUGAAGCGGGUAGACUUCCGAAGGGAGGGAGUGGUUACAACGAAGCUGACCGUAUAAAAAGUGGGUCGAAGCUUUUUCAUCUCGCCCAAGGUCGCAAUUUCGCUUUUCCUCACGCGGUUGAAAUGCUUAAUAAAGAUCCAAAGUGGAGGCCAAAGUUGAGAUGGUCCUUGUCAAAGGAGGAAAGAAAAGCUGCUUGUGAUGUUGAGGAGCAAGGUAGUGCUAGAAGUGGGAAGAGGUCCAGAGAUGAUGGAGGGGAUGAAACCCUUACGGAUGGUUUUUCAUCUAGAGGAAUACAACGACCCGAAGGUGUGAAGAAAGCAAAGGCCAAGCGUAAAGGGAAAGAAGUAGCUUCAGAAAGUGGUUCGUCUGAGCUUAGCGAACGAAUGAAGGAAUUUGCUACAAUUCGCGAAAGGGAGGCCAUUCUGAAGGAAGAAAGGAUCAAAAUUGAAAAGGAUAAGGAACAGAGGAAACGAGAGGAACUUGACAAUCAUAAGAUGAGAACCAUGUUUGAUAUGCUGCAAACUCUAAAGAAUUCUCCUACGCCACCACUUCUGAAGAAGAGUCGUACAAGAAUUUUUUACUCGGUAAAUUACAGGGCUUUUAAGCAUGUUUUGUUGUAG
Molecule: messenger RNA, 729 nt
Organism: Chenopodium quinoa (quinoa)
Lineage: Eukaryota; Viridiplantae; Streptophyta; Magnoliopsida; Caryophyllales; Amaranthaceae
Exons: 1
Coding region: 1-729 (242 amino acids)
Source: RefSeq, a predicted model, not a curated record